UUGUUGCGUCGACACAUUAAUAGUCGUACUAUAUUCAUUUUGUACACUAUUUAUGGAUCACAUGAUGGCAUAUUAUAGGUGUAAUUUUUUUAAGUAGCAAUUUAAUAUAAUCCUAAAUCUCACGCUGUAAUCGUAGUUUUAAUACUAGCAAUCAGCUUUAUUCUGGCUUACAAUUCGACUUUUGACUGGGAUCAUAUCGUGAACUAUUACUUUCACUAAAGAUUUUGAUAUCAUGUAAAAGAAAAUCAAAUGCAUGUAGCAGGGAUUAGUGAAUAUCUAUAUGCAUUUUUUGAGCUUCAACAGAAAGCCUAAAGUUUUGUUGGAAGGUUACAAUGUGUAUAGGAACUCAUGACUGGCCCCAGUUUGUUCAGCAAUUGGAGUGUUUUUGACUUAUAGUUAACAUUGCUGAGCUAUUGGAUAUUGAACCUUGAUCUAUAAGGUGGAAGUGGGAGCAUUAGUUUGGAAGCUCGUGUCUUUUGAAAAACCUAAUUUUUAUGGUUCUGACUACUUCUGUUCUGUUUUCAAUUCAUAACUAAUGUCUAGCCAUGAUAAGUGAUAUUUUCCCAAGAGAAAGGUAGAGUAAACGGUUAGCAGUGUCAAGCCCUAACACUUUCCAUUGAGCUAUUAUAUGUUGAUGGCACCAUAGAGUCUAGACUUGAAAAAUCACAUGGCUAGGGCUCCUUACAACUUACAAAGAAUAUAUCUGUAAUUCUAGAAUUCCCGUGCAAGGUAUCAUGGAAGUGGAUUUGUUGCUUGCUAUAAAGCCACGUCACAAAGAUCAUGAUCGAAAAGUUUAAUAGAAGGUCUUCAUAUUAUUGAUUCAAUAUCAAGCCAUUUGGAGAUCUCCUAUGAUAGUUUAGCUCUGGUUUUUCUUCUCUAAAAACAACAAGGGUUGAAGCCUAAGCAAACACAUAGGCCUUGAUUUUAUGGUGGUUUACGACAAAUUCGGAAAGUAUCACUUCUAUGACUUUUAAUCCUUUAAUAAAUGGUUUGCUGACUAAAGUUUGAAGGAUCAUGUUAAUAUUUCUGGAGCUGUUGGCCCUUUUUCUUCUUGAAUUGUCUUUUGUUGUGAUUUGUAAGCUAUGUCAUAUUAACAUGACAUGAAUUGUUGUAAUAUAUGCUUCCCCACCCCCACCCCCACCCCCACCCCACCCCACCCGUAACCCCCAUAUAAGUUUGCUCUGCACAACUUUUGCUUCAAGAUUGUAUUUCUUCCAAGAUAAACUUUUCCAUUUUAAGUUGAAAACUCUUGCUUCAGAAAGCUUACUGACUUUUUGGUUUGAAUUUGAGUUUGCAUUUAUUUUUUGAAGAUCUUUACCUUUUUUCUUAUUGUUUUGCACUGACUUCUAGCCAACAUGUGGUAUCAGUCACUCCCUCCAAUAAGCAAGGGUUACGGGACCCUAUGUCUUCUGGUCACAACAGCAUCUCAACUGAGUGUACUCAAUCCUUACUAUAUUGCAUUGCUCUAUGGAAGAGUGUUCAAGAAUUUUGAGGUGUGGCGGCUUUUUACAAACUUCUUUUUCCUUGGUUUUUCUAUCAACUUUGGAAUUCGCCUGCUGAUGAUAGCAAGAUAUGGAGUUCAAUUGGAGCAGGGACCAUUCCAGAGGCGGACAGCAGACUUCUUGUGGAUGAUGAUAUUUGGAGCAUUCAGUUUGUUGGGAAACAAGAUUCAAGCUUUUAUAAAAACGGCUUUUAUUGCGAAAUUUAAGGAUGUUUUAACCCAAGGAGAAGCAUACAAAAUCUCAAAUUUUAGUGUUGGAAAGAAUGUUGGAGACUAUAAACCCACGAUGCAUCUGAUUGUAUUGGAUAUCUUUCUGGAAUAUUAUCAACUGAUCAAUUUACUAGAGAUGGUAACCCACAAAAAAUGAGGAUUUGCAGAAAAAUUUAUUGAGUUGCACUUUGUGGAAUCAAUAUGCUGAUCAAUUGUUGGAAUACUUAUCUGAUCAUCUAAAUUGUCAAAUUUUUAUUGCCAUCCAUCAUGCAAAAAUCAAGGCUUUUCAUGGUAUAUAUAUAUUAUUUGAGUUGUAUAAAAGCAUCGAUUGCCAUCUUAUGUAUUGAUUUGAUUGUGCUUUCUUAUACAUUUGUAUUUCUUACGCAUUUAAAGAGAGGUAUGUAUAUUUGUGUAUUACUACUAUAUAUUUUUCUUAUCUAAAUAUACUAUUCUAAUAAUGCAUACUUGCAAAUAAAUUAGUAUGGAGUAAUUUUAUUUUAUUUCUAAUGAAUAUAGAACUGAUUGUGUAGAAGAUGAAGGGGAACAAUGAGAAAGCUCAUCUUUGGCGGUGGAACAGCUUAUCAUUUUCUUUUUUUUUUUUUUUUUUUUUUUCUUUUUUUUUUUUUUUUGUUUAAGACCUAUUCAAAUUAAAAUACUACAUAAUAUUGUCUCAUUAGAUUAUGGGAUUUGGUGCAAUGCAACGCUUUUAAAAAAAAUAUUUAUGUCUUUUUCUUUUGCUAAUAGUA
Molecule: messenger RNA, 2457 nt
Organism: Spinacia oleracea (spinach)
Lineage: Eukaryota; Viridiplantae; Streptophyta; Magnoliopsida; Caryophyllales; Amaranthaceae
Product: derlin-1
Exons: 7
Coding region: 1356-1868 (170 amino acids)
Source: RefSeq, a predicted model, not a curated record